ACCUCCCCCCUCCCCCUCCUCCUCCCCCCUCCCCUCUCUGUCCCGUCUCUCACUCCCGCUCCCUCUCGGAGAGGCGCUGUUUUGGGAGCCGCUGCCGCCUCUCCGGGUUUGCGCUGAUCCGGAAGGCGCCGAGCGACCGAGUGCAGUGGAAAGCGAGAGUCGGCGGCUCCUCCGACCCACCAUGGGCACCUACGGGCCGGCCAACGAGAAGCUCCGCAACCUGGAGGAGGUCGAGAAGGAGAUCGCGCUCAUUCUGCAGAAAAUAAGGAACCGGGGAUCAGAACGCAAGAGUAAUCUAGCAGGACUCAUAGAAAUCCCCACGACCCAGUGGACCUGCCUCUCAGGGGUCUUGGUGACUGUGGAGGAUGGUGGAUGCACUAGCAAUUUGCCAGCGCCAUCCUGGAGAUUGUCGAAGGAGAAGCCGACGGAACGAACGCUGGACCGCCACGCCUCCCAGUUCAAUGCCUCCGUGCAGCGGGUGGAGAUGGAGCUCUCCAGCCAGAUCCGCUACCUCACCCAGGUGCUACGGGACAGCCCUCACGAAGGUUCCAGCUACUCAGCUCGGAAGGCAUGCCAGAUGGCGGUGAACCGCGUGGAGUACACGCACGUCAAGGUGCGGGACCUGGCCAGGACCUGUGACCAGAAUGUUGGAGCAGCCGUGAUCCGGGAUUGCACGCGCCGUCUGUUCUGUCUUCGCUUCUCGCCUUGGCAGGGACUUGUCACCCCGCGUGGACGUCUGUGUGUGUUCCACAGCCAUGGCCCCUGGCCAACGGUCUGGUUACUUCAUCGCUGCUUUUUGGUCUGUUCAAACACUUGGAACGGUGCGGGUCCCCUUCACAAUGUGGGGGGUUGGGGGGGAGGGGGGGAGGGGGAGUGGGAGAGCUCUGGGCAGGACAGAGGGGCAGCUUCCAGCUUUGUAACUGACUGAGGGCCCCUCCCUCAACACGUGACCUGCUCCACGGUGCCCCCCUCAGCUCAGUGCCCCUCCUCCUGUUCCCCCCUGCCUGUCCCUCCCUCUAUUCCUCUCUCACUGUGGCCCUCCAACUCUCCCCUCCCUCCCUCCCUCACCUCUGCCCCUCCCUCCCUCCCUCACCUUGCCCGUCCCUCUCUCCCCUCCCCUUCAGAGGUCAGGCGAAUGAGGGUUCAGGGUGAAGAGAUUAGAUGUGUGGGGUAGAAGGGUUGGGGGGAGG
Pristis pectinata (smalltooth sawfish) is the source of this 1190-nucleotide messenger RNA. RefSeq names its product mediator complex subunit 11 (gene med11). Gene Ontology annotation, cellular component: mediator complex. Gene Ontology annotation, biological process: regulation of transcription by RNA polymerase II. Lineage: Eukaryota; Metazoa; Chordata; Chondrichthyes; Rhinopristiformes; Pristidae. The record is from RefSeq and is a predicted model, not a curated record. Gene Ontology annotation, molecular function: transcription coregulator activity.